Messenger RNA from Striga hermonthica, 987 nucleotides. NCBI's taxonomy places the organism in Eukaryota, Viridiplantae, Streptophyta, Magnoliopsida, Lamiales, Orobanchaceae. The record is from the annotation of a GenBank genome assembly.
AUGAUCACGGCCUCACACAACAACGUAACAGAUAACGGGAUCAAAGUGGCGGACCCGUCAGGCGGGAUGCUGACUCAGCAGUGGGAGCCAUUUGCUGAUGACGUUGCUAAUGCCGCUGACCCUCUCGCUCUCAUUGAGUUGUUGGAUGAUUUUGUGAAGAAGGAAAACAUUAAACUUGAAGGAGCCUGUGCAACCGAAGUUUUUUUGGGAAGGGACACUAGGCCAAGUGGGAUGUCUCUUGUUGAGGCUGGUGCAGAUGCUGAUUAUGUGCAGAAAGAGAAGAUUGUUCCACGUGGUUUUGGUCCGGCUGAUGCCGGCACGAGGGCCUCUCUUGCUGUAGUACAGACAGCUUAUGCUAACAGGGCCUCCACUGAUUACUUGAAACAGUUGGGGCUCGAGGUUGUGUUGACUCCAACGGGAGUCAAGUACCUUCAUGAAAAAGCAGCUGAGUUUGAUAUCGGCAUAUAUUUUGAGACAAAUGGACACGGGACCAUCUUCUUUUCAGAUAAUUUUUUGUCCUGGUUGGAGACUAAAAACAACGAACUUUCAUCAUCAUCAGAAGGUUCGGAUCAACAUAAGGCGGCUUUGAGAUUAUCGGCUGUGAGUAAGUUGAUUAAUCAGGCUGUUGGGGACGCAUUAAGUGGGUUGCUAUUAGUGGAAGCCAUCUUGCAACAUAUGGGCUGGUCUAUUCAUAAAUGGAAUGGGCUCUAUCAAGAUUUACCGAGCAGGCAACUUAAGGUGAAAGUCGUUGAUAGAACAGCUGCAAUUACUGCCAAAGCAGAAACUGUAGUUGUGAGCCCUGUUGGUAUACAAGAAGCCAUUGAUGCUGAAACAGCUAAAUAUCCUCGAGGAAGGUGUUUUAUACGACCCUCAGGAACAGAAGAUGUGGUUAGAGUGUAUGCUGAAGCAUCCACACAAGAAGCAGCAGAUAGUUUAGCUCAUUCUGCAGUAAGGCUUGUCAACCAUUAUCUCGGCUUUCAACAGUAG